Molecule: messenger RNA, 164 nt
Organism: Cetraspora pellucida
Lineage: Eukaryota; Fungi; Glomeromycota; Glomeromycetes; Diversisporales; Gigasporaceae
Source: the annotation of a GenBank genome assembly
AUCAGGUGAUAUUGUUAAUGCAUAUGGAAUAACUAAAAUUGAAAUUCCUGGUAACAGCAAUUUUGCUAUAGUUAUGAAUUAUUUUGAAGAUGUAAAUUUACGAGAUUAUUUAAAGAAAAAUCACGUGACGCUAAGUUUAGAAGAUAGAGUGUUUGCCAUUUGGC